AUGGAAACCGUUGCUUGGGCAGAGGGCCUUGACGGUGUCAGGUGCUACCAUCUGUUGCUUGCCGGAAGGUGCUCUGCGGCCCUCGUCUGCCUUGAUGUGGUCAGGCCCGUGGCCAAAGUUAUCAGCAGCGAGCCAUCUCUUUGCUUUACUUGUAAUGCUCAAGUCCGAUGCUUCCCGAGCUUUAUCACGCCAAAUGCUGCUGCCGCCGCUGCCGCCUCCGACCCAACCAGUCAACCAACCAAUCAAAACGCAAUCAGACGUUGUGCUAUUCCCCUGUGUCUCUGCUGUUUCUUCUCUCUUUCUGUUUCUCUCUCCCCCUCUCUCUCUUUCUGCCCCUCUCUCAUCUGGAUCUGUCCCUCUCUCUUUCUGCCCCUCUCUCUGUCUCUGUAUCUGUCCUUCGGUCUCUGUAUCAGUCUCUCUCUCUCUCUCUCUCUCAAACUCUCUCUCUCUCUCAAACUCUCUCUCUCUCGCUCUCUCUCUCUCUCUCUCUCUCUCUCUCUCUCUCUCUCUCUCUCGCCUUCUCAUUCAUCUCGACUGCGCGACGCGGUCUUGGACAAGGCUGGAGGCCCCCAACGCUGCACCCUCAACAACGACCCCAUUAACACAAAAGCCCUUCCUG
Molecule: messenger RNA, 619 nt
Organism: Monosiga brevicollis MX1
Lineage: Eukaryota; Choanoflagellata; Craspedida; Salpingoecidae
Exons: 3
Source: RefSeq, a predicted model, not a curated record